Messenger RNA from Dichomitus squalens LYAD-421 SS1, 2902 nucleotides. Its product is annotated as HCP-like protein. The transcript is spliced from 10 exons. Gene Ontology annotation, biological process: ERAD pathway. Gene Ontology annotation, cellular component: endoplasmic reticulum membrane. Lineage: Eukaryota; Fungi; Basidiomycota; Agaricomycetes; Polyporales; Polyporaceae. Gene Ontology annotation, molecular function: protein binding. The record is from RefSeq and is a predicted model, not a curated record. Bases 22 to 2868 code for a protein of 948 amino acids.
AUACUCUCCAUCUCCCUGGACAUGGGAUACACGAAGAGAAAGUCUCGUAAGGCGAGCCUGGCGGCCUUUUGUGUCGUCGCAUUUGCGGCUCUUGCCAGCGCGAACGACACACCCAGGAAACAUGGGGAGGACGUCGAGGUCAUUGACCCAGCCGUAGAAGCAUCUAGAGCUUACAAGCAGGCCAUCUCCACGCUUGCCACCCUGACCGCACUCCCUCCCAUGCAGUCAGAAGAACCCGCGCACCAUUCCACCAGUGUCCCCCUCUCCUCAUUCUUGCCGAGCAUGCAAGGCCAGGGACCUAUUGCCAGCGCGCUCCGAAUAUUGGCCAAGCUCCGCAAUCACUCUUGGCUGCCUAGUGUCGUGACGGACUUGCUCGGUCGCGAGCUCACGAAUGGGAGGAAGAAAGACGAAGAACUCAAGGGCAGGGCAGUGAAGGUCAUUGACCUGCUGCAACACGCGGCGGAGCUUGGGCAUACCGAUGCCCUCUACACCCUUGGGCAGGUCUCUUUGUUCCCUCCGAAUUCGUACUUCCCCUCAAAUCCUACCGCCGCCUACGAGUCCUUCCAAACGCAUGCAGACGUGACUGGCAAUGCUUCGUCACAAGCUUUGGUCGGUUUCUUCCACAGCACUGGAUACCACAGCGUGGUACCUGUCGACCAGGCGAUGGCGCAACUUUACCUGACAUUCGCCGCACAUGGGAACCACAAGGGCGCACAGAUGGCGCUCGGCUACCGGUACUGGUCAGGAAUUGGUGUCGCCGAAAAUUGCAUGGCGGCAUUGGAUUGGUAUGAGGACGCGGCAGAACAAGCUAUGGCCAAGUUCCUAUCCGGUCCUCCUGGCGGACGUACACUCCCCCUACAGCCACCACGAUUGUCAGACCUUGACGGAGGAGUUUAUGGUCCGGGUGCAAGUGUUGCGUCUACUGGCUUGAACGCAGGGCGUGCGGUGAUCAAGACUGCAAAUGCUCGUGCUGCGGGAGAGACAUGGGACGACCUCCUGGAAUACUAUCUUUUCAACGCGGACCGUGGGGAGACCGACUUUGCGUACCGACUGGGCAAGAUCUACUAUCAAGGCAGCAUCUACGGUGCGCCCGGCGGCGCAGCAUCUGGCGGUGACGGCGCGAGCAUCGUCCCUCGUGACUUUCACCGCGCACGCUACUACUUCCUCCGGAUCGCCAGGCAGGUCUGGCCGCGCGACCCUGCGAAUCCUCGACAACCCGACCGGCCAUCCAAGGAAGAGACCCCCGUGCAAAGCGGGUACGCCGCACUCGCAGCCGGCUACCUCGGACGGAUGUAUCUUCGCGGGGAAGGUGUGAAGCAGGAUCCGGUACUCGCGAAGAUGUGGUUUGAGCGAGGGGCGGACUACGGCGAGAAGGAGUCGCACAACGGGCUGGGCAUCAUUUGGCGUGAUGGGCUAGUAGAUGGCAAGAAGGAUGUGAAGAAGGCGAUGGCGCACUUCGCCGCCGCCGCGACGCAGGAGCUCGCGGAGGCCCAGGUCAACAUCGGCAAAUACCAUUAUGAGCGCGGCGACCUGAAGCUCGCGACGGCAUACUUUGAGACGGCACUCCGUCAAGGUUCUCCGUUUGAGGCGUACUAUUACCUUGCUGAUAUCCAAGGCAGGCAAGCGCGGAGCACAAUGCUUCCCCCUGAGAUCGCGGGCAGUUCGUGCGCCAUUGCAGUGUCGUUCUACAAGCUUGUCGCGGAGCGUGGUACAUGGGAAGAAGACCUGCUACGGGACGCGGACUAUGCGUGGAGCUUGGGUACGGAGAGGGGCAGCGAGAUGGCAAUGCUCAGGUGGUGGAUUGCCGCCGAGCGCGGGUAUGAAGUUGCACAGAAUAACUUGGCUUACGUUCUGGACCAGGACAAGAGUAUACUGCGCUUCACUCGCUUUGCCCCUCAGUCUCCCUCAAAUGAUACUGCUCGGCUGGCACUGACGCAAUGGAUCCGGUCCGCUGCACAACGGAACGUCGACGCUCUGGUGAAGGUCGGAGACUACUACUAUCACGGGCUGGGCGUACCGGAUGAGUCGGAGUCCGUACGAUGGGAGAAGGCUGCCGGAUACUACCAGUCUGCGGCGGACACCCAGAUGAGCGCCCUCGCGAUGUGGAACUUGGGGUGGAUGUACGAGAAUGGUAUUGGGGUGCCUCAGGACUUCCACCUCGCGAAGCGGCAUUACGACCUCGCGUAUGAAACCAAUAGCGAAGCAUACCUUCCUGUUCUCCUGUCCCUCUUGAAGCUCCACGCACGCAGCAUCUGGCACACUGUCAUGGGUGGCAAGAAUGGCCUCACUAUCUGGGAUAGCGACGAAGACAACGCAGCACGAUCCUACUACGACCAACCCGAGAUCGAAGGCGAUGCCGAUCAAGGCCCUAAGCAGCCUUCGCUCGAUGAAGUCGACGAGUUUGCCGAUGAUGGCGCGUGGUACAUGGGCAAAGCCCGGGACGAGUUCAACAGACGCAAGCGCGGGCAGCACGACGACCGCGACCGGCGCGCCGCGCGAGAAGAAGAGGAUCCCGUGCAGUGGGCGCGAGAGCGGCGUCAGGCAGAGGCUGCUGAGCGGGACCGCGAGGGCGGCGGCGACUUCGGGCCCGAGGACUACUUCGACGCGGCGAUACGGGGCCAGCGGUACCGCGAAGAGGAGGACGUAGACGAGUUCGCAGAGACGAUGUUGUUGGUCGUACUGUGCUUGAUGGUGUCCGUGUUGCUGUAUGUGCGCGGGCGGUGGGUGGACCGGAUCAGGAGAGAGGAGGAGGAACGGAGACGGCAAGGGGGUGGAGGCCAGCCAGAUCAGCAGCAGGUUCAAGGAGCGAAUGGCGUGUUCCCGCCGCCUGGGGAUCCCGCGAGGGAUGAUUGGGCGAUUUUGCGGUAGUGAGGACCGGAACGAUGUGUAACAUACUAUCUCG